CUGCGGCUCGUGUGUUGGCGCACCGCCGGUCGUGCAGGGCUGCGCAAUGCCAACCGCGCAGCGGACGCCUCUCGGGCGCUCACGCGCUUGAUCCCCCGCGACCAGCAGCCGCACGUUCAUCGUGCGGCGAUCGCGAUCAUGGGGUUGAUUCCCCCGCCGCUGCGAGUACCCUCCGCGAGCGUGGCGCACGGGAGUCCAUUUCAUCGCGCGCUGCGUCUGUUGCUAGGUGUGCUGCUGCUGGCGUCGCGGGGCCGCUGGGAAUGCGUGCAUGCUCAGCAGCACGGCGCAGCAGGGACAGGGAUGCAGCAGACGCCUCUUAACGGAGCCGCCACCACCACCCCCCUCCCAUGGUCGUCUGUUCCACAGCAGCAGAAUCUACAGCAGCAGCAGCAGCAGCAAGGGGGGGGUGGCGAGGUGCAGCGGUGGUAUCUAGACAACAGUGAGCUCGAGGCGUUCCUCAGGUCCUAUGUGGACCGAUGCAGCCACAUGGCACGCCUCUAUAGCAUCGGCCGCAGUGUGCUGGGCGUGCCUCUGUGGGUGCUGCUCAUCACUUUGAACCCAACUGAAAAGCGCCCUCGCUUCACAUUCAAGUACAUAGGCGGUGUGCAUGGGGAUGAGCCGCUGGGGCGGCAGCUGCUGCUGUACCUGGCGGACUGGCUGUGCAACAACUACCCCUCGCACCCCCUCGCGAGGGAGGUGGUGGAGGGGGUGGAGCUGCACCUACUGCCAGCAAUGAACCCCGAUGGCUUCACACUGCACACCAGGGAGAACGCCAACCGAGUCGACCUCAACCGCGCCUUCCCUGACCACUGGUUCACGGAGAUGAAUGCGGAGGAGGCGGGGCGGCAGGCGGAGGUGCGCGCUGUGAUGCGGUGGACGCAGCGCCACCACUUCAGCGCCUCCGCUAGCCUGCACGGGGGAGCACUGGUGGCGAGCUAUGCGUGGGACGGCACCAAGGAUAGAGGCACGCACUACGCCGCCUCACCAGACGACGCCACGUUCCGUCUGAUGGCCACCACCUAUGCCGCCAGCCACCCCUCCAUGGCUCUCUCGCGUGACUUCCCUGGCGGCAUCACUAACGGCGCCUCCUGGUACCCUUUGUACGGGGGAAUGCAGGACUGGAACUACGUGGAGGCGCGCUGCAUGGAGAUCACCCUCGAGCUGCACAUCGCCAAGUGGCCCUCGCCCUUCCUCCUGCCUCAGCUGUGGGAGGAGCACCGACCGGCCCUGCUCGCCCUCCUCACCACCACUGCCAAGAUGGGGGUGCAAGGCACGGUGCUCUCUGCAGCCACCUCGGCGCCCCUGCCCGCCACCAUCGCUGUGCUGGGCAUCGACAUCCAGGAGUGUGGGGCUAACUGGGCAGGAGUGUGGGGCUUAGGGGAGAGCGGGGUGGAUGGCCAUGAGGGGGAUGCAAGCGGGGUGCAUGCACCAUCCGGCAUGGUGGGUGGGGCGGGCAUGGUGGGUGGGGCGGGCAUGGAUAGCGGAGCGCCCACCAUGAGGCAGGAGCAAGGAGGAGAUGGCAGUGCCAGGUCUACCAUGAAGUGCUACGCUGGAGUUCUUUGGGGUUACAGCAAUGCCAUGUUGCUUUCCUUUCCUCAUGCGUGCUACGUUGGAGUUCUGUCUCGGUUCCUCCGCCUUGCCCUCUCUUUUACUUUCGCCCUCUCUUUUACUUCGCUCCAUGGACCCGCUUGUCCCUAUCUCCCACUCCCCUGCCGCUGCCCUUUCCCCCUUGCUUCCCCAACUGCCCCCCUCUACUUCCCAGUGACCAUAUCACAUCCGGGGCACAUCAACCACACCACCAACAUCACAGUGUUCGCAGGCCGCCCCACGCUGCUGCACGUCCUUCUCCGCCCCUCCUCUCCCCCCUCCCACCACGCCCCCUCCAUCUUCCAAACCCGCUCCUUGGCCCCCCCGCCCGCCCAACCCUCGGGCCUCGCCGCCUGGCUACCCUGGCACUGGGGCAGCAAGAGAGGAGACGCCACGGGAAAGCAGGGAGUGACAAAGGGGGGAGGGCAGGGAGGCAGGGCGGGGGGGGCAGAUGAUCCGUCACUGGUGCUGCCUUCACGGCAGCAGGCAGCAGCGGCGGCGGCAACAGGGGGCGUGUUGAGUAGCGAUGAGGUGAUGUGGGCGGUGGGCAUGGGCAGCAGUGCAGCGCUGGCAGCGGCAGUGGUGGCGGUGGUGCUGCUGGGAGGGCUGCUCAUGAUGGUGGGCCACCGUCGCCGCCGGUUUCUCUUCCCCCACCGCGGCGGCCUGCCUCUACGCUCGCUGCCGAAAUGA
Closterium sp. Naga37s-1 is the source of this 2277-nucleotide messenger RNA. Lineage: Eukaryota; Viridiplantae; Streptophyta; Zygnematophyceae; Desmidiales; Closteriaceae. The record is from the annotation of a GenBank genome assembly.